Messenger RNA from Vitis riparia (riverbank grape), 789 nucleotides. RefSeq names its product annexin D4-like. Gene Ontology annotation, molecular function: calcium-dependent phospholipid binding; calcium ion binding. Bases 266 to 673 code for a protein of 135 amino acids. Lineage: Eukaryota; Viridiplantae; Streptophyta; Magnoliopsida; Vitales; Vitaceae. Gene Ontology annotation, cellular component: cytoplasm. The record is from RefSeq and is a predicted model, not a curated record. The transcript has 4 exons.
AAGAGGCAGUCAAGCAUAUGGCCUACUCAUUGAACUUGCAUGCACCAGAUCAUCAGACGAGCUCUUGGGAGCUAGGAGAGCAUACCAGUCCCUCUAUAGUGAAUCCAUCGAGGAAGACGUUGCUUGCCGAGUUGAAGGCAUCCAACGCCAGUUUUUGGUAGCACUUGUAAGUUCGUACAGAUAUGAAGGAUCACGAAAGAAUAAUGAGGCAAUUGAAUUGGAUGCUCAAAAACUUAAUAAAGCCAUUAGAAAGGGUGAUAAGACGAUGCUAAUCAAAGAUGAAGAGAUUGUAAGGAUUCUAACAACAAGAAGCAAGCCUCAUCUUGAGGAGGUCUUCAAAUGUUACUAUGAUGAUUUCGACAAGGACAUUGCAGAGGAUCUCGGUGAGGAAUCAGGUUUGAAGGACACAAUUUAUUGCUUGUGUGCUCCUCCAGUGUAUUUCAGUAAGAUUUUAGAUUCAGCAAUGAAAGCUAAUGCAACCAAGAAUGAAAAAGAGGCCCUAACUCGAGUUAUUGUAACCCGAGCCAAUGUUGAUAUGAAGGACAUUGCUGAGGAAUAUGAUAGGCAAUAUAAAACUCCUCUAACCCAGAAGAUUGAAGAUGUAGCUCUUGGAAAUUAUAAAGAUUUCUUGGUUACGUUGGUCCAAAGAGCUCUGCCUAAAGGAAGUGAUUAAGAAUGCCUCUCUUGAUGGACUUGUUCUUUUUCUUUGAAUCAAACUCUACUAAUGCUUUAUUUUCCUAUGUUUGCAAGAGCAAUGUGUAAUAAUAAAAAGUGUGGUGUUCCUAUGAA